AUGUCGGAAAAGUCAGGCCAGAGUACAAAAGCAAAGGAUGGAAAAACAAAGUAUGCAACACUCAGUCUGUUUAAUACUUACAAGGGAAAGUCACUGGAAACUCAGAAAACCACAGUUGCCGCACGCCAUGGAUUACAGAGUCUUGGAAAAGUUGCUAUUUCAAGGAGGAUGCCUCCCCCAGCUAACCUCCCCAGUCUCAAAGCAGAGAACAAAGGCAAUGACCCUAACGUGAACAUUGUGCCUAAAGACGGUACAGGAUGGGCUUCGAAACAAGAACAGCACGAGGAGGAAAAACAGCCAGACGUGCCGCAGACACAGCCAAAACCUGCUGUUCCUGCUCCUCCAGAAGCAGCUCCUGUUGCCAAAUCGUGGGCCAACACCAAACCAGGCGGACAAGAUGCUAUUCCGGUAAAUAGUUAUUUCCAGCAAGAGUUCCCCAGUCUGCCGGCAGCUGGGGAUCAAGAAAAGUCAGGCAAAGAGAAAGAUGCACCUGAAGAGCUCCAUGGAUCAGGACCCAACUUGCGACCACAAAAUGCUACUGUUUGGAGAGAAGGUGGUAAUAAGGGCAACUCGCCCAGUUCUCCAACCGAUCAAGAAGCUAAGGCUCUUGGACAAGAAGAUGGUAAUGCUACACCAGCAGAACAAAAUGAUGGCCAGAAGGCAGCAGAGAAGAGGGAUGUGCGAUUACCACAGGUCCCUCAGCCCAAGCUGAAUGGCCAGCAGCAACCACCUAUCUCGUCUCAGUACAGAGCAAUGAUGCCACCUUAUAUGUUUAAUCAGUAUCCUAGAAUGGCAUAUCCUCCUUCCAUGCAAGGUCCAACAAGGUUUCCCAAUUCUGAGCCUAGCAGAGGGCCAAGGGGAAGAGGACCACCUUCAUGGUGUUCAGAACCUAUUGAGCGCCCAUCUAUUCUUAGUGCUAGUGAACUUAAAGAACUUGAUAAAUUUGAUAAUCUAGAUGCUGAGGCUGAUGAAGGCUGGGCAGGUGCUCAGAGUGAAGUGGAUUACACUGAGCAGCUCAACUUCAGUGAUGAUGAUGAGCAAGGAAGUAGUCAAAAAGAGAAGGAAAGUGGUGAUGAACAAACACCAUCAAAAGAUUCCCAGAGUCCUGAUGGCCAGAAGGAAGCAGAAGAACAGACGAGUGCUAAGUCUGCCACCCAGGUUUCCACAGCAGCAACCAAAGGGUCUUACGGCAAAAGCUCUCAGCUUGAUCAGGAUCGGGGUCCAGCACAGCCUUCUAUACAUGAAAGAGGUGGUCCUGCUCUUCAUCCAAAAUCUAUUCUACCACCGCACCCUCCUCCCCCUGAUCGCCAGGUUGGACCUGGAAGGCAGGGACCCUUUCCCCCUAAACCAGUACCAGAUGAAGAUGAAAUUUGGAAACAGAGGAGAAGACAGCAGUCAGAGAUAUCCGCCGCAGUUGAGCGAGCCCGUAAGCGGCGAGAAGAGGAAGAAAGAAGAAUGGAAGAACAGCGAAAAGCAGCUUGUGCCGAAAAGCUAAAACGGUUAAAUGAGAAAUUUGGCUGUGUGACAAAACCCUCCCGGGAAGACCCUCUGAAAGAGAGGGAGAGGGAAAGGGAGAGAGAGAGGGAGCGGGAGAGGGAAAGGGAGAGAGAAAGGGAGCGGGAGAGGGAAAAGGAGAGGGAAAAGGAGAGGGAGCGGGAGAGAGAACGAGAAAGAGAAAAAGAGAGGGAGAGGGAGAAGGAAAAGGAAAAAGAGAGGGAAAGGGAGAAGGAAAAAGAAGAAAAAGAAAAACUGGAGAAGGCAAAAGAGCAAGAAAGGGAGAAAGAGAAAGAAAAGGAGUUGGAGAAAGAAGAGAAGGAGAAUGAGAAAGAGAAAGAAGAAGAGAAACCAGCACAUGAGGUGCCUGAGCCUGUAGAACCUGUGGCAACACCUGUAGUAGAAAAACAAGAAAGUGAAACCAGGAAUAACAAAGAAGAAAAAGCAGUCUUUACCCGACAAGAUAGUAGUCGGAAUGAGAAAGAGAUUUCACAGGUGACUCAUGAGAGUGAGCCAGACUCAGGAUCUCAGCCUCGUCCUGCUGUUUCCUCGGGCUAUUCUAAACAGUUCCAGAAAUCAUUACCACCAAGAUUUCAGAGGCAGCAGGAGCAAAUGAAACAGCAGCAGUGGCAACAACAACAGCAAGGUGUCCUUCCACAGUCUGCUCCCUCACAGCCUUCUAGUGGCCCUGUCCCGCCUCCCCAGCAUAGACCCCUUUACCAGCCCAUGCAACCACAUCCUCAGCAUUUAGCUUCAAUGGGCUUUGAUCCACGGUGGCUUAUGAUGCAGUCUUACAUGGACCCACGAAUGAUGUCAGGAAGACCUGCAAUGGAUAUGCCUCCUAUUCAUCCAGGAAUUAUGCCUCCCAAACCACUGAUGAGAAGAGACCAGAUAGAGGGAUCAGCAACUAGUUCAGAUUCAUUUGAACAUAUAGCUCGCUCAGCAAGAGAGCACACUGUUCCUUUGUCAGAGCCCCGCAUGAUGUGGGGGUCAGACCCAUACCCCCAUGCAGAACCUCAGCAAUCUAGUUCUCCUUCCAAAGCGUUAGAAGAGCCUGAUGAUUUGAGGUCUGAGGCACACUUGGAGCAAGAACGAGUUGCUGUCCCUGCCACUGCUUAUCCUGUAGAACACAACCAGUUGGACUCUCAUCCAAAGACAGACUUUUUCAGAGAAUCAGGAGAGGUGGAGGUACAAAAGUUCCCAAGCAGGCCUUUGGAAGACGUACAACCUCUCCAAACUGACACACCUAACACAGCAGUUAAUUUUGAAGGAGUGAAUGAGAAAGUUACACAUAGCUCUCCGGAAGAAUUGAUGCCUGUGGGGGAAAGUCACUCUUCGCUAAAGAGAAGCAUUUCCCAUGGUUCAAGUCACUCUCUGAAGUCAGAAGACCAGAGGAAUGAGACAGCAACAAAUAUCCCUAAAUUAAAUAACAGGCCUGUUGAGACAAAGGAGGCAAUUGAGAGACUUGAGAUUAAGCCAAAAAAAGAAAUUUUGAUCAAUAAUAGAACAUCAGAAGGACCAAAACCUGAAAAAACUUUCAAACCUAAGUCUGAAACAAGAUGGGGUCCUAGGCCAGGUUAUGGCAGGAGAGAUGAAGGCGGUGAUAGACCAGUAAGAAGAUCGGGUCCUAUUAAAAAACCUGUGCUUUUUUAACAGAGAGAAGAGCGUGAGCAGAGGAAGGAGAAAGAAGGAGAAAAGACAGCUAGUGAAAAACCUGGCAAGUCUGAAAAAAGUGACAAAAAGGAAGCACCUCAGGUGCCACUGCCUCAGGCUGAGCCAGAGACAUCCGCCUCCACUCCGGUUCAGCCACCCACACCUCCAGUCCAGCAGCAGCUACCAGCUGCCCAGCCUGCUGCUCCACAGCUUCCCCCUGCAGUACAGCAGCAGCCGCCUGCUCAACCAGCAGCACAGCAGCAGCCACACGUUCAGCAGCCAGCUUCUGCAGUGAAGGAAGAAAAGCAGACUGAGAAGGUAGCUAGCAAGGAGGUUGUAGAGAAACCACGCUUAGAAACCAGACCAGUAAAAAGAGAGCCUGGCUUACCACCUAGGACAUACUGGAAAGAGGCUAGGGAUAGAGACUGGUUCCCAGAUCAGGGAUACAGAGGCAGAGGUCGUGGGGAGUAUUAUUCUAGAGGUCGUAGCUACAGGGGUUCUUACGGAGGACGUGGUCGGGGCAGUAGAGGCCAUAAUAGAGAGUACCCACACUACAGAGAUCCUAAGCCUAGAUCAGACCAUGUGCCUUCAGGGCCGGUUAGGCAAAGAGAAGAGAGUGAAACUCGUAGCGAGAGUUCUGACUUUGAAGUAAUCCCAAAACGGCGGCGACAGCAUGGUUCAGAGACAGAUUCUGACAGCGAAGUUCACGAAAGUGCAAGUGACACACUGCUUUCGGACAAAGACAGCCUAAUCAAAGGCAAGCACCCAAAAAGAGAAGAGAGAGCUGAUGGCAAGAAGCCUCCAAAGCCCCUGUCGUUCAAACCUGAAAACAGUAUCAGAGUAGACAACAGAUCCCUAGAAAAAACAUAUAUAAGAGAUGAUGAGAACAAACCCAAACCAGGAUUUCUUCCUAAAGGAGAGCCUUCUAGACGAGGCAGAGGGGGAAUGUAUAGACGUGGUGGCAGGGAUCCUGGUGGGCGUCCUCCACGUCCGUCUACAAUAAGGAGACCAGCCUACAGAGACAAUCAGUGGAACCCUAGGCAAACAGACAUCAUUAAACCAGAAGAUGGGGAGCCUCCAAGAAGAAAUGAACAUUAUGGUCCUAUAUCAGUUGAUAAAAGACCUCCAAAAUUUGAGAGAAAGUUUGAUCCAAAUAGAGAGAGGCCACGAAGACAAAGGCCUGCUCGACCUCCAAGGCAAGAUAAGCCACCACGCUUUAGGCGCCUAAAAGAAAGAGAGGCCGCAUCAAAGAUAAAUGAGGCGGUAACCAACUCAUCAACAAGUGCCACAGUUAGUAAUGCAGUUAGUGAGCCCUCCAACACUGCUCUGGAUGUGUCAGGAAGUAAGACACCAGACUUGUCCAACCAGAAUUCUUCAGACCAGGCGAAUGAAGAGUGGGAAACAGCCUCAGAAAGCAGCGACUUCAACGAGAGGCGGGAGAGGGAUGAGAAGAAAACAGCAGAUAUAGCAGCACAGGUGGCUGCAAAGGCAGGAGAAAACGCUGGAGCUCCAAAAAGGGAAAUAGCCAAGAGAAGUUUCUCUAGUCAGCGGCCUGGAAUAGACCGUCAAAACCGACGUGGCAACAAUGGGCCAGCUAAACCGGGGAGGAACUUCUCAGGGCCUAGGAGUGAAAGGCGAAGUGGUCCUCCACCUAGAAGUGGAAAAAGAGGGCCAUUUGAAGAGCAGACAGCAACUGUGCCUAGUGUUGAUCCCGCCAACAGCAACUCUUUACAUCAGGAGGAUGGAGGUGUUACUGCUGCAGGACAAAAGAGCACCAAGGAUGCAGGUGGCAAAAAGAGAGAAGAACCUAAGGCUGGUGCAAAGAAGCCUAAGGAAAAAGUGGAUGCCUUGUCUCAAUUUGAUCUUAAUAAUUACGCAAGUGUUGUGAUCAUUGAUGAUCACCCUGAAGUGACAGUAGUUGAAGACUCCCAAUCUAACUUGAAUGAUGAUGGUUUCACAGAAGUGGUGUCUAAGAAGCAACAAAAACGCUUGCAAGACGAAGAGCGCAGAAAGAAGGAAGAACAAACAGUGCAGGUUUGGACCAAAAAAGGAUCAAGCGAAAAAGGCCGAGGUCAGAAUUCCAAGCUCCCACCCAGAUUUGCCAAAAAGCAGCAGCAACAGGCAGCAGCCGCAGCUGCGCAGCAGGCACAAGCUCAGGCACAAGCUCAGGCACAGCCUCCGUGUACAACGCAGACUCCAGGUCAACCACAGGCUUCUGUUCAGCCGCAAAACCAGGCUGCAGGAGGGACAGCCAGCACAGAAUAUACAGUGUCAGGCAAAGUUCUGCAGAACACCCAGGCUCACAAUGGUCUAGGAACUGAAUUAUGGGAAAACAAGGUGCCUCCUACAGCAGUUCUAAAUGACAUCUCCAAAAAAUUGGGACCCAUUAGCCCACCUCAGCCACCUUCAGUCAGUGCUUGGAACAAGCCUUUGACAUCUUUUGGUUCAGCUACAUCUCCAGAGGGGACAAAGCCUGGGCAAGAAGGUGGAGUCGAUCUUGGUAUAGAAACUAUUCAGUUUGGAGCCCCAGCUUCCAGUGGCAGUGACAAUGAAGUUGGCCCUGUGCUUUCUGAGAAGUCCACUGACAAGCUACCAGAACCGAAAGAGCAAAGACAGAAACAGCCUCGGGCUGGACCCAUCAAAGCACAAAAGCUUCCAGACUUGAGUCCGGUAGAAAACAAAGAGUAUAAACCUGGUCCUAUUGGGAAAGAGCGUUCUUUAAAGAACAGGAAGGUGAAGGAUGCCCAACAGGGAGAGCCUGAGGGACAGGAGAAGCCAUCUCCCACCUCUGUCAGAAGUCCAGAACCUGUCACUACAAAGGAAACCAAAGCAGCAAGUGAACUGAGCACGGAAAUAGGAACAAUGAUAUCUGUGUCUGCUCCGGAGUUUGGAACAAACACAAAGGAGUCUGUAACAGACUACACUACACCUUCUUCUCAUCCUAACACAGUGGCUACUAGCAGUACAAAAAUGGAGGAGACUUUGGUGACGAACGUGCCCCUGCCCCACACCCUUCCCCUCCCUAGGAGGGAGACUCUACAACAGAGCUCCAGCCUAACUCCAGUUUCUCCCGCUACCGUCGACCUCACCCUCAAGAUGGAGUCUGCACGCAAAGCAUGGGAGAAUUCCCCAAACAUGGGGGAGAAGAGUUCGCCAGUGACCUCAGCAGCAUCUCCCAUUGCUGGUGGCAGUAGCAGCAGCAGCAGCAACACUGGGCCAAGCAGUGGUACUUACAGCUCUUUCUCUAGUGCAUCAAUGCCUCCUAUUCCUGUGGCCUCGGUUACACCAACAACUUCACUAUCAGGAGCUGGAACAUACACAACCUCUUCACUGAGUACGAAGACUGCAAGCACCUCAGACCCUCCUAAUAUAUGUAAAGUGAAACCACAGCAGUUGCAGACAAGCAGCCUAGCUUCUGCCAGUCACUUUUCCCAGCUGAGCUGCAUGCCAUCUCUCAUUGCCCAGCAACAGCAAAGUCCCCAGGUCUAUGUGUCUCAGUCUGCAGCAGCUCAAAUCCCAGCAUUUUAUAUGGAUACAAGUCAUCUAUUCAAUACCCAACAUGCGCGCUUGGCACCACCUUCUCUGGCCCAACAGCAAGGCUUUCAACCAGGGCUUUCUCAGCCUGCUUCAGUUCAGCAGAUCCCCAUCCCCAUCUAUGCACCUCUGCAAGGACAGCAUCAAGCUCAGCUGAGUUUAGGAGCAGCACCAGCUGUUUCACAAGCCCAGGAGCUGUUCAACUCCUCCUUACAACCUUAUAGAUCCCAGCAAGCUUUUAUGCAAAGUGGUUUGUCUCAGCCAUCACCAGUAGUUCUGUCUGGUACGGCCUUACACAACUUCCCAGCAGUACAACACCAGGAGCUUGCUAAGGCACAGUCAAGCCUGGCAUUUCAACAGACUUCUAAUACACAACCUAUUCCUAUCUUAUAUGAACAUCAACUUAGUCAAGCUUCAGGACUGGGAGGCUCUCAGCUUAUUGAUACACACAUUCUCCAGGCCAGAGCUACGCUCACUCAGGCUUCAAAUCUGUACUCUGGGCAAGUUCAACAGCCUGGCCAGAGCAAUUUCUACAACACUGCACAGUCUCCCAGUGCUCUCCAGCAGGUGACGGUACCUUUGCCAGGAUCACAGAUUUCUUUGCCAAACUUUGGAUCCACAGCACAGCCACUUAUUGCCCUACCCCAAUCUUUACAACCACCACUACAGCACACGCCACCACAAGCACAGGCUCAAAAUCUAAGCAGACCUGCACAAGUAACCCAGCCUUUCAGAGGAUUAAUCCCAGCAGGAACUCAACACAGCAUGAUUGCUGCAACUGGAAAGAUAUCGGAAAUGGACCUGAAGGCCUUUGGAGGUGGCAUUGAUGUUAAACCUGGAACACCACCAGUUACUGGUAGAAGUACUACUCCAACCUCCAGUCCCUUCCGGGCCAGUUCUACAAGUCCUAACAAUCAGUCCAAUAAAAUGAACAGCAUUGUCUACCAGAAGCAGUUUCAGUCAGCAGCUGCUGCUGUGAGAAUGACACAGCCGUUUCCUGCACAAUUUGCACCACAGGCAAAGCAGAGAGCAGAGGUACUUCAGUCUACCCAGAGAUUCUUUUCUGAGCAGCAGCAGCAGAGCAAACCCAUAGGAGGCAAAGCGCAGAAAGUGGACGAGAACGGGAGCAAACCCACCGAGGCAAUUGCUGACUCUUCAGGAGUCUGCCAGGACAAAACUGAGGAAAAGCCUACCCCUGCGCCUGCUGCGGCAACAAAACCUGUUAGAACUGGACCAAUCAAACCUCAGGCAAUCAAAACCGAAGAAACAAAAUCUUAGAGGCUGUGUUUCCAUGGAGGUGGGGGAAGAGGGGAGGGUGGGUGAGAUGACAGCAGCAUGAAUUUGUAG
Fulmarus glacialis (Northern fulmar) is the source of this 8028-nucleotide messenger RNA. It is a transcript of the gene PRRC2C, whose product is annotated as proline-rich coiled-coil 2C. The record is from RefSeq and is a predicted model, not a curated record. The transcript is spliced from 34 exons. Gene Ontology annotation, biological process: cell differentiation. Lineage: Eukaryota; Metazoa; Chordata; Aves; Procellariiformes; Procellariidae.